Engraulis encrasicolus (European anchovy) is the source of this 2114-nucleotide messenger RNA. It is a transcript of the gene tm2d3, whose product is annotated as TM2 domain containing 3. The transcript has 6 exons. NCBI's taxonomy places the organism in Eukaryota, Metazoa, Chordata, Actinopteri, Clupeiformes, Engraulidae. Bases 55 to 852 code for a protein of 265 amino acids. The record is from RefSeq and is a predicted model, not a curated record.
GGACCAUGGAAAUAAGAGGGCGGGGCUUGAAGCAGCAAAGAGGAAGAGGUUGUCAUGGCUUCCCUGCGCUGGUGGAGUGUUUUGAGGAGAUACUGCAUCAUGAAAGCCUCUGGAAUAGCGCUGCUGUUGAUCACAGAUCUUUGUUUUAAAUCUGUAUACGGUAAGGGGUACAUGAGUGCUGCUUAUGUGGGGCAGGAGGCUCUAAGCACCGCACAUUUCAAUCCUGUCACCAGCAGUCCAGUGGCCCCUCCUGUGUCUUCAGCUACUCCAGGUGCACCAGAGGGUGACAUCUCCAAGUGUCCGAGUGGUGGGCUAUGCAACAAGCUUCCUGCAGACUGUGUCUCCUGCAGCUACCAGGAGCACAAGCUGUCCAACUGUACCUAUGGGAAGUCAGCAGCGUUUUUGUGCAGACCGAACAGAGGUGUCCACUGCACAGAUGAGUCGGGUAAACAGCAAACAGAGUUCAACCAGACUCUAACGUGUCAGUUCUGCUGGCAACUGGACCCAUCUCAGUACCGCUGCAAAAAUGAAACCAACUGCAUGACCGUGGCAUGCCCACGCAGGCGAUACAACACCACUUGCAAAGUGCUGGAUCACGUCCACUGUCUGGGGAAGCGAGACUUCAAGAAGCGCCUCUACUGCAACUGGACCGGAGGCUACAAAUGGUCAACAGCGCUGGCGUUAAGCAUCACCCUUGGUGGUUUCGGUGCGGACCGCUUCUACCUGGGGCAGUGGCGUGAGGGUCUGGGCAAGCUCUUCAGCUUCGGAGGCCUGGGCAUCUGGACCCUCAUCGACGUGCUGCUCAUUGGCGUGGGCUACGUGGGGCCCGCUGAUGGCUCCCUUUACAUCUGAUCACCUGGCCCAAAAGAUGUGGACUCUCUUCGGAAGGCAGUGUAGUGGUGGUGGUGGUGGUGGUGGUGGUGGAGGUUGGUCGAGAGUUUUGGGGUGGGAGUAGGGUGGUGGGGGUGAGUGGAGUGCUGUAGUGCUCCUCAUUCAUCUGCAGGAAGUAGAAAAAUCACAUCAAACUCUUUUCUCACACACACGUGAACUUGCACCCCACCCUAUUUAGUUCUCUAUGCACUCUAUGCGAGGUGAAGUCACACUUGAUACUGACCUGUGCAUGUGCAGCCAACCAGGCUUCCACUGCAACAGCCUCCCUCCCACCCUUCUCCCUCCCCCACCCUUGUACCGACAGGACUCAUGUCAUGCCCAGUGUUGUCCUUAUAUGUGUUAGAGCAGUUCCAGGGCUCCAAUCAUCCCCACCUCCUCACCAUCACUCAACCCGUCCCCACUCCUACACCAUGCAGUGGGCCAUGGAAUAAGACUAAUUCAGGGUUGGCCCCUGUGCGCAGCCACUGAAGCUCGUAAGCUUCCGGUCGUCGGCCAUAUGUAUGCUAUACCAGGCUGACCUAUGAAAUGGAGGACGACGGUGAACAUGCGCUUUGCGACAGUGAUGGGAAGCCGGCGAAGAUGCACAUUGAUGCGGGGUGCCAAUAGUUUGAUUGAUUUGUUUGCACAUGAAAGCCUGUGUGGUCUAUGAAGCAGAGUGCCACGUGGUCGAGCCGGACUGUGUGGCUGGGCUGACGGUUGCGGAGAGAACUCAAGUGAUUGUGUUGUUUAUUGUUUUUAUUUAUUUGGUCGGGUUGUAAACUGUAAUGACUUACCCAUGGCAGGAUGAAAGAACGCUAAAGCAGAAUUGAGUGGUUUGUGAUUAUGGACUCACUGAAGACAAACACUAGAUGCUUUGUGUUCUUCUGCUGCACUGAUACGUACAUAUUACCUUCUCAAAGGCAUGCUGUUGCUGCUUCAGCUUCUACUGUUGUUUUUCUUGUUUUUUUGUUUUGUUUUCUACUCCUGAGAAGGAUUUGAAUGUUUUAAACCUUUAAGUUGAUCGGUUGUUAUUUUGUAAACGGAAAUCGAAAAAUAACAGAGUGAAGAAGGCUUUCAAAAAUGGUUACAAUCCAUUGCGCUUGUGUGCAUGGUUAUGAACACAACAGAUCACAAAAGGUAAUUGUACUGGCAUGUGUUGCACAUACCGGUACUUGUUGUCAGAUCACGUUGUCACAUCACAGUAAUAACAGGUUUUAAGAAUAAAUAAACUCGGUUAUGUUUCA